Salvia splendens (bonfire salvia) is the source of this 3262-nucleotide messenger RNA. RefSeq names its product L-arabinokinase. Gene Ontology annotation, molecular function: ATP binding. NCBI's taxonomy places the organism in Eukaryota, Viridiplantae, Streptophyta, Magnoliopsida, Lamiales, Lamiaceae. The record is from RefSeq and is a predicted model, not a curated record. Bases 114 to 3029 code for a protein of 971 amino acids. The transcript is spliced from 29 exons.
AGUGAGGAUGGUGAGAGGUUGUUGUUUGUGUACAGAAACAGAUAGAGAGAGAGAGAGAGAGAGAGAGAGAAGCGAAUCUGCAAAUCUAUUAGUGGAUCCAAUAGAAAAAAGAGAUGCAGGAAGAAAAGCCUCUUGUUUUUGCCUACUAUGUCACCGGCCAUGGAUUUGGCCACGCCACCCGUGUUGCCGAGGUGGUUCGCAAUCUCAUCCUUCUAGGACAUGAAAUUCACGUGGUUACAGCUGCUUCGGAGCACAUUUUUACCACUGAAAUACAGUCACCUAAACUCUUCAUCCGGAAGGUGGUAUUAGAUAUUGGAGCCAUUCAAACAGAUGCGUUGACGGUUGAUCGUCUUGCAUCCUUGGAGAAGUAUGUUGAGAUAGCUGUGGUACCUCGGGAUUCUAUAUUGUCAACUGAGGCUGAAUGGCUGAAAUCCAUAAAUGCUAGUUUAGUGGUAUCUGAUGCUGUCCCUAUUGCAUGCCAAGCAGCAGCAGAUGCUGGAGUUCGUGCUGUUUGUGUGACCAACUUUAGUUGGGACUUCAUAUAUGCCGAAUAUGUUAUGGUGGCUGGACGUCAAAGUCACUCUAUCAUUUGGCAGAUAGCUGAAGACUAUUCUCAUUGCGACUUCGUUAUACGUCUCCCAGGAUACUGCCCAAUGCCUGCUUUUCGAGAUGUGGUUGAUGUACCUCUUGUAGUUCGGAGAUUACGCAGGUCACGGGCUGAGGUUAGGAAAGAGCUUGGAAUUGCGGAAGACACAAAAGUUUUGAUUUAUAAUUUUGGCGGACAGCCAGCUGGGUGGAAGCUUCAGAAGAAGUAUCUACCCGAUGGGUGGAUAUGCUUGGUUUGCGGAGCAUCAGAAGGGAAGGAGCUUCCAGAAAAUUUUAUUAAACUUCCAAAGGAUAUUUAUACUCCUGAUUUUAUUGCAGCCUCAGACUGCAUGCUUGGUAAAAUUGGAUAUGGUACCGUGAGUGAAGCCUUGGCACACAAAGUGCCUUUGAUUUUUGUACGCAGAGAAUAUUUUAAUGAGGAACCGUUUGUUAGGAGCAUGCUUGAGUGCUACCAAUGUGGUGUGGAGAUCAUAAGGAGGGAUUUGCUUACCGGAUGUUGGGCACCGUAUAUUAAACAUGCAAUUUCUCUAAGACCGUGUUAUGAUGCAGGCACUAAUGGUGGUGAGGUGGUUGCCCAUAUACUUCGGGAUACAGCUAUGGGGAAAAAUGUUACUCAUUCUAAGCUUAGUGGAUCAAGAAGGCUGCAGGAUGCCAUUGUCCUUGGGUAUCAGCUCCAGAGAGUUUCUGGGAAAGAUAUAGAUGUCCCUAGUUGGUAUGCACUUGCACAAGAUGAACUUAGCUUUCACACACCAUCGGCAGAUGAGACCAGUAUUCAGAGUACCUUGACCAGAGAGACUGAUGACAUCGAAAUCUUGCAUGGAGAUCAUCAUAAUCUUUCAGAUACAAUAGGUUUCCUAAAGAGUUUGAUGGAGCUGCAUGCCUUAACCAGCAUCAGGAAUAGUAGUCAGCUUCACUCACGUGAAAGUCUUGCUGCAGCUGCAAUGUUUAACUGGGAGGAAGAAAUUAUUGUAGCUAGAGCACCGGGUAGAUUAGAUGUCAUGGGAGGAUUUGGAGAUUAUUCAGGAAGCUUAGUUCUGCAGAUGCCUAUUAGAGAGGCGUGCCAUGUUGCUAUUCAGCAAAGUCAUCCAGACAAGCAGAAGUUGUGGAAACAUGCUGAGGCCAGGCAGCAAAACAAAGGACAAGGCUCCACACCAGUUCUCCCAGUUGUAUCAUUUGGCUCAGAACUUAGUAACCGAGCUCCUACGUUUGACAUGGACUUGUCUGAAUUUCUGGAAGAUGGACAUCCUAUUUCAUAUGAGAAAGCAAGAGACUAUUUUGCUCAGGACCCGUCACAGAAGUGGGCAGCAUAUGUUGCUGGUACAAUUCUGGUAUUGAUGACUGAAUUGGGCAUUCAAUUUGUGGACAGUAUCAGCAUACUGGUGAUUUCUGGUGUCCCGGAGGGCAAAGGUGUAUCAUCUUCCGCUGCAAUAGAAGUUGCAACAGUGUCUGCUGUGGCUGCUUCUCAUGGAUUAGAUAUUGCACCAAGAGAUCUUGCUUUGCUUUGCCAAAAGGUCGAGAAUCAUGUUGUCGGUGCUCCGUGUGGAGUGAUGGACCAGAUGGCUUCUGCAUGUGGUGAAGAAAACAAACUACUAGCAAUGUUGUGUCAGCCUGCUGAAGUCUUAGGUCAUGUGGAAAUCCCUCCUCACAUACAGUUCUGGGGGAUAGACUCAGGGAUACGACACAGCGUGGGUGGUGCAGAUUAUGGAUCUGUAAGAAUCGGCACCUUUAUGGGUAGAAAGAUGAUUAAAUCCAUGGCAUUUCAUAAUUCAAAGAAAGUCGAAGGCCUUAAUAAUAAUGGAAAGGAUGAAGAUGGCAUGGAGUUACUCGAAGCCGAAGCUGCAGUGGAUUAUCUAUCCAACAUAUCCCCACACCGAUAUGAGGAAUGUUAUGUACGUAAACUCCCAGAAUUUGUAUCUGGCAAUGAAUUUAUCGAGAAUUAUGGCCAUCAUGAUGAUCCCGUUACAAUAAUUGAUACAAAGCUUAGUUAUGCAGUUGGAGCACCAACAAGACAUCCAAUAUAUGGAAAUUUUCGAGUCAAGGCUUUCAAAGCAUUGUUAUCUGCUGCUCCUUCAGAUGAUCAACUCUCUGCACUUGGAGAGCUCAUGUAUCAGUGUCACUACAGCUACAAUGCAUGUGGACUUGGCUCAGACGGGACGGAUAAGUUAGUCCAACUGGUACAAGAAAUACAGCAUAGCAAAUCCUACAGCGGGACUCUAUUUGGGGCGAAGAUUACCGGCGGAGGUUCAGGAGGAACCGUUUGUGUCCUGGGGAAAAACAUAUCAAGAAGUGGAGAGCAAAUCGCUAAGAUUCCGCAGAGGUACAAAGCAAGCACUGGCUUCUUGCCUCAUGUCUUUGAGGGAUCUUCGCCCGGUGCUUGCAAGUUUGGCUAUCUGAAAAUACGCCUUAGAUCGCGUUCGACCUAGAAUAUGGAACGUGGCUGUCUCGUUUUGUAAACAUUGCGGACAUUAGUUUCGUGCCAGCACAGUUUAGAGGUACAUGAAACUGCUACUGAUGCCUCUCUACCUUUGAAGCUUAAUAGUCUAUGAUAUAGAUCAUGAAUCAUUCUUCAAUUGCAUUAUAAUUUGAGGCAAAUGAUACACCAUUAUAUAUGAUUGAUAACUACUUCAUCUUUACUUCAUAUGUUGCUUUUUUCUUA